AUGUCAGCCGUUCAAACUUUCGGCAAGAAGAAGACUGCCACCGCCGUGGCUCACGUCACCCCCGGUCGAGGUCUCGUUAGAUUGAACGGAUCUCCUAUCUCCCUCGUUGAGCCUGUCGUCCUCCGAUACAAGGUCUACGAACCUAUCCUCGUCGUUGGUCCCGAGAAGCUCGCCAACCUCGAUAUCAGACUUAGAGUAAAAGGUGGUGGUCACGUAUCUCAACUUUACGCUCUCCGACAAGCCAUCGCCAAGGGUAUCGUUGCCUUCUACGCCAAGAACGAAGAUGCCGCUUCUGCCCUCGAACUCAAAAAGACCCUCAUCGCCUACGACCGAACCCUCCUCGUUGCUGAUCCCCGAAGAAUGGAACCCAAGAAGUUCGGUGGUCGUGGUGCCAGAGCAAGACGACAAAAGUCUUACCGAUAA
Messenger RNA from Kwoniella botswanensis, 423 nucleotides. RefSeq names its product 40S ribosomal protein S16. Lineage: Eukaryota; Fungi; Basidiomycota; Tremellomycetes; Tremellales; Cryptococcaceae. Gene Ontology annotation, biological process: maturation of SSU-rRNA from tricistronic rRNA transcript (SSU-rRNA, 5.8S rRNA, LSU-rRNA); translation. The coding region runs from base 1 to 423 and encodes 140 amino acids. The record is from RefSeq and is a predicted model, not a curated record. Gene Ontology annotation, molecular function: structural constituent of ribosome; RNA binding. The transcript is spliced from 4 exons. Gene Ontology annotation, cellular component: cytosolic small ribosomal subunit; ribosome.